Molecule: messenger RNA, 1212 nt
Organism: Ilex paraguariensis (yerba mate)
Lineage: Eukaryota; Viridiplantae; Streptophyta; Magnoliopsida; Aquifoliales; Aquifoliaceae
Source: the annotation of a GenBank genome assembly
AUGGCAAUACUAGCUACAAAGACAACUAUUUUCAAGGACAAAAUGGUUGUAUUCAAUGCAACUGAUUUUCUAGAACGGAGCCGGAACGGCAGGAUAGUUUUCGCCGGCGACUCCAUCGGGCGAAACCAAUGGGAGUCUCUAAUAUGCAUGCUUGCACAAGGAGGUGCCUUCCUGGUGGUUACCGGUCGGCCGCCACCAAAAGCAUCCAAGGAAGUUCGGACCACCCUCAGGGUUGACACACUGCACUGGUAUUCAAACAAAUGGGUUAAAGCAGAUGUGCUCAUGUUCAGUGCUGGACAUUGGUGGAACCAGGAUAAGACUGUAAAGAUGGGGUGCUUUUUCCAGGUGGGAGAAACUGUGAACAUGACAAUGGAUGUGAUGGAAGCAUUUCAGAGGUCAUUACAGACUUGGAAGUCAUGGGUAAUUCAGAGUUUAGAUCCACAGAGAAGUCAUAUCUUCUUCCGCAGCUACUCACCGGUGCAUUACAGGGACGGAACAUGGAAUGAAGGUGGUCACUGUGACGCUAAUGUGGCGCCAGAAACGAACAACACAAAACUGGAACCUGAUCCAGUCAACAAUCUGUUUAUUUCUGAUGUAAUCAAACAGAUGGAAAGUGCAAAAAGAAAGAUUCAGUUCUUAAACAUUACAUAUCUUGCAGAAUUUAGGAAAGAUGGUCACCCUUCAAGCCACCGAGAGGUGGGCACUCCAAUCCCAGCCCCACAAGACUGCAGCCAUUGGUGCCUACCUGGAGUCCCAGACACAUGGAAUGAACUUCUUUAUGCCCAACUACUGUCAAAUGGAUUCAGAACAAAAAUUGAGGGUACCUAGCAAUAAAAACUCUUCUCCGAAACAAAGGGCUGGAGUUUUCAGCAAUGCUUUUACACAGACUAUUCCUCAGCAUUUUGGUUGGAGUUCACCCUACUGGUUUCCAAUUUCCUCAACCUCCUCAAGCUACCUCAAGAGAUAUAACCUUUCUGGUCCAUAGGGUAUCUGCAACAAACACCACCUCAGUACUGCUGGUUGAGCUUUUGAAAGAACUGACACAAGAAAACUCCAGGUCAGGAAAUACACAUUGGAGCUGGUACAUAUCUCUCUCCAUUACAACCACAUUGCUACAUGCCCACAGCAGUUACCUGUACAUGGGGUAUUUAUUUAUUUUUCAUUUUUUGAUCCAAUGUUGUAUAAAUUUUGCAAUAGUUAAAGGGUUCUUAC